Chenopodium quinoa (quinoa) is the source of this 3494-nucleotide messenger RNA. RefSeq lists its product as uncharacterized. The transcript has 2 exons. Lineage: Eukaryota; Viridiplantae; Streptophyta; Magnoliopsida; Caryophyllales; Amaranthaceae. The record is from RefSeq and is a predicted model, not a curated record. The coding region runs from base 2176 to 3024 and encodes 282 amino acids.
UCGAAAAAAAAAUUCUCAAGUUGUACCAGCGAUCAUCGAGCACAAUUGCGCACAUAAGGAUCAAAUUUCAAAAGAAAAUCGAGCAAUCCAAUUGAAGUAUGUUCAUUUGAAGUUUGCUAGUGGCUUGAUUUCGUCGUAUAACAAGGAAUCGGGACUUCAAGAGGUAAUAGAAAAACCCUAACUUUCGUUUGUGUUUAGUCGGUUCUUGCCAUUUGCGACAAAUUUUUGCAAUUAUUCCCUUUCCUUUUUUUUAUUAUAUUAUUAUGCCUGGAUCUGGAAAAAAUUUGAAUAUGGGUAAAGCUAAUGAGGUUGACCCAUUUACCCUUGUCCUCAGCGCAAGAGAAGUAAGCUUUCUAUUGGCAUAAAUUUCUUGCCGACGCUAAAAAGUCUCUACAUCCUGAUAAUCUUGAUAUUUUAGAAGACGUAGAGAUUGUUGAUGUUGAACCUCUAAACAUCCGUUAUCAUUUACGAAGGUUUUCAGAAUUCUAUCUCAACCGGUACGAUACAAAUAUUGGCAAAAUAGGUGUAAAAAGUACAAGGAUGCCGAGAGCAAAAUGUUACUAGUUAUGCGCCCGAGGAAGCCAAAAAUGUUAGUCGGCGUCCUGGCAAAGAACCAAUCAUAGAGCCAGAUCCGCCGACAUCAGAUUUUCGAGAUGAGGACGUGGAAUUUGUCGAAAGAAGUGUUGAGAACUUGGAAGAGGAAGAAGAUCAGAGUGUUGGUAAUGUCCGUGAAGGUGAUGAGGGAGUUGAGGAAGAAGAUGAUGAUGAAGAAGGUGAUGAGGAAGAAACUGAUGAGGAGAUAAACAAUGAUGUAGCCAUUGCCGAGCAGGUGUUGAAGGAAGAGAGGCUUGAUGUGGGUUACAACUCUUAAGAAGAUGACCCUAUAUAUCGAGAGCCACUACGCUUAUCCAGUGAUCUUAAGGUGGUAGACACAGUAGUUGAUCCGAAUUGGCUUAAGGUUUCCACCGAGAAGGAAUACUGUCGACAUGCUCAGCAUUUCUACAAUCUAACUAAGGGUUAUGAGCUAACAUGCCUGAAGAGGGAAAAACCGCUCUAGAUUGUCCUGACGGUCACAUCGUUGUGUAUGCCAAGCACUUCCAAUUCGGUCUACGGUUCCCUUUACAUCCUUUUAUUGAAAAGAUCUUUAAGGCCUGGAAUGUUUGUAUUGCACAGUUGAUACCACCGACAAUUUGGAACGUCAUAUCACUUGUUUGGGUUAUGCUAUUCAUGGACUUUCCACUUUGAAUUUGUUCCAAAGGUUACACUGGAUCAAAAAGGACAGUCAGUCACCAAGAUUGUGGUCGUUAUACACGGCUACCAGUAAAGUUACAGUGUGGCCGAAAUUAACAAGCUGUAAAAAAUGGCAAAAUCAAUUUUAUUUUCUAAGGGUACUAGAUGAUUUUAAACUACGUAGAACUUUCUACCCUCCUCAUAGCAAUGCAAGUUUGAUACUAUUAAAGCUAGAAAGUUAGGGAAACAUGAAGAUAAGGCUUUUCGGUUUUUUGAUUAAACAUAUGUUAAUGUUGGUAAGAAAAAUAAAGCCGUUCCAAGGGUGUGGUUGCCUAAUUAUAUUCUAAGCAAAGCCCCUCUUUCACAUGUCAUUCUCUACACGACUAACGAAUAUGGUAUGACUUCACCAUAAGUUACUAAAAAUUUGUCAAUCUUUCAUAACUGGCUGUCAUGUUAUCGUCUAAUUGAAUUCUUAUAAUUCCACGUUACCUUCAUUUAUAUAUAUAUAUAUAUAUACUCUCACUUCUAAAAAAUUCUAUUAUUAUUGUGUGCAAGAAUCAACAAACUAGACUUCCUCACGACUGGGGUUGCCCUGCCGGUUUACGCCACUAGAGCUUCAAAGGGAAAAUAAAGGAGCAAGUGCGAUAUGUCCUCGGCAGGCAAAAAAGAAAAGGGCCGAAAGCUCUCCCCCUCAAAAGGGGCGGCGAUGCCAGCGUUGGCUCCAAAAGGUUAGGUGACGUGACUGACCGGGAUCAGUCUAAGAAGCAAAAGACUAUCCCUUUAAAAGACCAACCAUCCGACAAGCCUAAUGAUGUUCCAGUUGAUACCAGGAGCAUUGUGGAUCUGGAGAGGGAUGAUGCCGACAAACUCAAGAACAUAGUGAACAUCAUUGCUUCUAAACAGCCGGUCAUCUGUGCCGACAAGGCAACUUCGCUGAACAAGGAUAUGCAACCCUCUGCUACAAUGCGAUCUGGCUCUAGCAGCCUAUAUGCCUUCAUUCCAUUGCUGACGAAUGAUUUUGUCGAAAUUUCCCAUGUCAAAAUUUCUGACGAAGUGAUGGAAGAAUUUUUGGUUCCUACCGGCACGGCAGAUGAACCAUGGCAUCCUCGCAUUCAGGUAAAUAGGGGAGAGUCUGUUAUCAUAGUUGCUGGGAGCAUGGGGUGGAGAAUGCUGAAAGAUUUAGCGACGCCUGCCGACAGGCCUAUUGAUCGGCUUUAUGCUCCCUGCAGCCAGCUAAUGAAUGAUAUGUUGAGGACUGUCAACUGGGCUGUGGAGGUUGUCCAUAUGUACAAGUAUUUCCAGAAAUAUGCAGACAAGGCAGCCGAGAAGGUGAAAAAGGCUGAUGAAGAGCGUAAGGCCGCCGUUCUCCAAGUCGAGGAUUACAAGGUCAAGAUGAAGCUUCUUGAAAAGCAGGUUACCGAUCAAGAAGAGUUGAAGAAAAAAUUGGUGGAUCAGAACAAGCUAAAAACAAAAAUUGCCAAUCUGGAAAAAAGCUUAAAGGUUGAGAAGGUAGAUAAAGAGAAGCUGAUGAAAAGCUUAGAGGAAGCUCGUCUUGAGAAGCCUGGUAUAAGGCGCAAAGCUGUCAACCGCUUCAUGAGGUCUGACUUAUACCAGGACAAGCUCGUGGAUCGUUAUACCGGUGGAUGGGUAGUGGCGCACCGUUGUGUGUGCAAAGUCGAGGACUGGGAGGAGAAGAGAUGGCAGGCAGUUGAGGAUGCUUACGACAAGGAUAAGCACCAUUCUCCUACCACUACGAGGAGACAUACUUCGCUGACCCUCCCACCAUUGAGAUAAUGACAAAUGCUAAUCCACGAGACAUGCCUGACGAGGAGUUUGAUGAUGCCAUACUUGCCAAGCCCCCUAGUAAGAAAUGACCGGAGAAGGAGUCCGAGAAGAAAAAAGAUUAAAGGGGCGGGCAGUCAUCACCAACUUCAUCAUGUGGAUCUUCUUUUUCUUGCAACUUCCGCUGAUCUUGGCAUGUGUAAAAUUAGUUUUUGUUUUUGAAGGCUAAGGUUCUUGUCUGUAUAAAACUUUUCACCUCUUUGGGUAGUGUAUAAACAAUUUUACCUCUUUGGGUAGUAUCAGUCUGAUCCUCGUGUUUUUUGGGUGAUGAUUGUCGGUGUUUUUAGGAUUUCCUUUUAAAAAACUUUUAAGUAGGGGUGGCAAUUCGGGUCAGAUUUCGGGUCGAUUUCGAGUUGUGCUUAAAAACUAUCAAAAAUAGUGUAAAACUGAAUAUUAUUACGAAAUAUGAAAUUUAGGUUAAA